UAACAGUUAAUAAAUUAGAGUGGGAAAAAUGUAUUGGGGGAAAAAUGUUGUAUCUUACAGCAUUACUUGUUUCUUGUGUCAUUAAACGAACGGAGAUGUUGUGUAUAACGUGCGGUGUUUCUACAAAUAAAUACAAGUGUCCAAAAUGUUUAGAGGCAUAUUGCUCGCUUCCCUGUUACAAAGAACACCAAAAAGUACUAUGUCAACGAACUCGAAAAACAGAUGAUAAAUUCGUUGAAGACGAACGGCAUAAGGAACCCACUCUGCAUGAACCUUUCAUUACUGAAGACACGGUACCACGUAAUAAACUGGAACUUUUAAAGGACUGUAAACCAUUAGAGAACUUGCUUUAUAAUUUACACCUGCGAAAAUUACUUUCUGAAAUAGAUGUUGCUCCUAAUGCUUGGAAAGCUAUGAAAGCAGCGAUGCAAGAACCGCUUUUUUUAGAAUUCGCUGAUGAAUGCUUGAAAAUUGUUGAACCACAGAAUGCACUUCAUUAAGAAAUAUAUUACCCCUUACUUACAUUAAA
Bactrocera dorsalis (oriental fruit fly) is the source of this 529-nucleotide messenger RNA. Its product is annotated as zinc finger HIT domain-containing protein 3. The record is from RefSeq and is a predicted model, not a curated record. The coding region runs from base 45 to 500 and encodes 151 amino acids. Gene Ontology annotation, biological process: maturation of LSU-rRNA from tricistronic rRNA transcript (SSU-rRNA, 5.8S rRNA, LSU-rRNA); snoRNA localization; box C/D snoRNP assembly. Gene Ontology annotation, molecular function: protein binding. The transcript is spliced from 3 exons. NCBI's taxonomy places the organism in Eukaryota, Metazoa, Arthropoda, Insecta, Diptera, Tephritidae. Gene Ontology annotation, cellular component: nucleus; pre-snoRNP complex.